Aspergillus calidoustus is the source of this 1080-nucleotide messenger RNA. The record is from the annotation of a GenBank genome assembly. NCBI's taxonomy places the organism in Eukaryota, Fungi, Ascomycota, Eurotiomycetes, Eurotiales, Aspergillaceae.
AUCUGGUUCCACAAUGCUCAGCAGCAGUCUACCCAAAGCCACGCGCUAGCUCUUGACACCGGGCUAGGAUAGAAUCUGACCCAGAAACACAGAUAUGCAUAGAGGUUUGAGAAAGCCCAUCCUGCUCUCUGUUGUACUAUUAUACGGGAAAUUAUAACGGAGCUAGUUAGGAUACAUACCCCUCAGCGCUAUAAGGCAGACAUAGAGUACACUCACUUUGUAGAAUACUUAAGGGAGUUCUUCUGAUGGAUCAUUUUCCGGAUAAUUAAUUGAUAUCAUGACGAUUGACGAUCGUAAUGCUUCUAACAAGAGGCGAUUGACAUGGAGGCUGCGGUGUCGCAAUCGCCUCUCGGAACAUAUUGGUGAGUUUAUAGGUUGUCCUGUCCUUGAAGAAUCUUAUGUGAACCUAGACAAGAGGAAACUCUAGGAAUGACAGUCAAUCCAGAUGAUGUUCGUCUGCAGCCCAAUAACGAAACUCCUUACGCAUGGCAGGUUGACGAUCCAGAUCUGAAGCCAUUCUUCGGUAAAUCCCUCAGCAAGCACUCUAUCGGAGCGUACAUGGAGCUAUGUUCUGCGGUAGGCCAAAGCUUCCGAGCAGUUCAUCGCGAUGAGGCAGUCAAGGCAACCAAAGACAAGCUGCAGAUCUUGGAAGAAGAGAAGAUUUUGUUGGAGAGAGCUCUAGGAGCCGCAAAGGAGCAAAGUCAAACCCUGCGCGAUGAGAAGAUGGACGUGGAGAAGCAGUUACAGGAGGCAGAGGAGAAAGCGGCCAUGCAAAUCGUUGAGAUGGAGCAGAAAAUCAAGACUUUGGAACAGAGUGUUGGUGAUCUUCAAAGCCAAGCAAAAGAAUGCUGGUGUAUCACUGAAGGCUAUGAGAGAACCUUCGCUCAAUACUCUGCGGGGCUGAACGAGGCAAUUCUACUCCUACAAUCACUCAGUGCAAGUACCAUGUUCCCAACCGGUGGUGGAAGUUUGCCGUUUGAGAAGAUGGACCAUGGUCAAAUAGCACCAGUCGCAUGUGUUCCCAGUCAGAAUAUUGAAUAUUGAAUCUUAGUAGCAGACGGAGCCGAUGAAGCAACAGUC